AUGUUUGUUACUGAGAUCGCACGUUUUGUGCCAAAUCUCCCAAGCACAUUAGAUAGCAGCAUAUGGCAGAAGGCUGCUGUGGCACUGCAGAACGACAAGACGCCCCGGUACUACGUCCUCGGUACAGAGGUUCAGAACAAGAGCACCGUUCAAAUCACGUCUGAGUUGGAUGCUUAUAGGGAAUACACAAAAUUUGCAUCUACUGACCACUGUACAUCCUUUGCUGGGAGUGUAAGCGAGCUCUUUGGAGCACCGACGGACUGUUUCCAUGUCCACUUCAAUCAGCUGGCUGUUGGGCCGAAUGGGCCUGCGACAGCCAACGUGGUCGAGUUUGUACGGAACUUCUUCGCAAUUUCUCGCCUCACGCCGGAAUUCAAGCAACAGAUCGAAACAGAUUUCUUAAAGUUUGACGAGAUUUACCAAAUGGGAAAACCGGAGGGGCAACGGGGCUUUACGAUGGGUUGGACAUUGGAGGAGGUAGAGCAUCCAGACAUCGAGGGCGAGAGCACCAUGUCUUUUGUCAUCGUCAGGGGUUGGGACAGGUUCGAGUAUUUCGAGCAAUCGCUGCAGAAUGAAUACUACAAGGAGGCCAUCCGUAUACUGUUGGCAUGGAAUGCACCGUUUCAAAUGUGGCAUGUCGAGCGUAAGAUCGAAGAUGGGAUCGUUGGGUGA
Molecule: messenger RNA, 672 nt
Organism: Exophiala aquamarina CBS 119918
Lineage: Eukaryota; Fungi; Ascomycota; Eurotiomycetes; Chaetothyriales; Herpotrichiellaceae
Exons: 2
Coding region: 1-672 (223 amino acids)
Source: RefSeq, a predicted model, not a curated record